Messenger RNA from Saprolegnia parasitica CBS 223.65, 3894 nucleotides. RefSeq lists its product as hypothetical. Lineage: Eukaryota; Oomycota; Saprolegniomycetes; Saprolegniales; Saprolegniaceae. Gene Ontology annotation, molecular function: ATP binding; ABC-type transporter activity; ATP hydrolysis activity. Gene Ontology annotation, cellular component: membrane. The transcript is spliced from 2 exons. Gene Ontology annotation, biological process: transmembrane transport. The coding region runs from base 1 to 3894 and encodes 1297 amino acids. The record is from RefSeq and is a predicted model, not a curated record.
AUGCUCGGGCACCAGUCGACCAAGUACCAGACCUUUGCGGACGUCGAGAAGGCGGCGGCGACGCACCCGCUGGAGGCGGCCAGCUGGGCCGCCACGCUGCUCUUCUCGUGGGCAGCCCCGCUGGUGCCGCUCGCCAACACGCGCCCGCUCGAAGCGUCGGACUUGUGGCCACUUCAAGCUUCGAACAAGGUGCACGCUGCGGCUGCCGACUUUGACGCCGAGUACCACACGCAUGGCCAAAGCAUUGUGAAGGCGUUCUUUGCAGUCUUCGGAAAGCGCUUUGCCUUGAUUGGCGUCUUGAAGCUGCUCGCGACGGUCGCCGAUCUCGCGCCGCCCGUGCUUCUCUACCUCAUUCUGCAGACGCUUGCAACGCCGUACAAGACGCAGACGCUGCUGCUCUAUGGCGGCAGCCUCGUGCUCACGUACAUCGUCAAGGCCCUAGCGCGGGCGCACUUGGUGUUUCAGAACGCGGUCGUCGGCAUCCACUUGACGUCGGCGCUCCGGCACAUGCUCUUUGAGAAGGCGCUGGGCAUGCACACGAGCUACGCCGUCUGGGCACAGGAGCUGAGCCCGACGACGUUCUCGACCGAAGUCAUGCAAGUCGCGGACGUGGCCUUGCUCGUGCACCGGUUGUGGUUGCUGCCACUCCACAUUGCCGUGGGCGUGGGUCUUCUCUACUACUCGGUAGGCUCGGCGCUGUAUGCUGGCAUCGCCGUUGCGUGCGCGCUGCUUGUACUCUACGGCCUUGUGACGGUGUGUUAUGGCGCGACGGCCCACAGCGCCGCGCACUCGCAGCACGUCAACGCCCGCAUGAAAGAGCUCCACAAGGUCUUCUCCAACAUGGAAAUGGUCAAGUGGAAUGGCUGGGAAAAUGCGUGUGAGCGAGCCGUGCUGCAGCUCCGCGACGCCGAAGAAGCCGCGCUUUCGCGGCACCUCCGAUAUCUCUGGCUCUCGAGCACCCUCUUGACCUGUGCCCCGGCCCUCAUAGUCCUCGCGAUCUUUGUCGCCCACUCGAUCCUGUCACCGGGCCACUGGCCCGCGACAUUGGUCUUUCCGACUUUGGCGCUGGUGUACCUCCUGCAGGCGCCAUGUGCACUCCUUCUGGAGACUGUGCAGUCCACCGUCCUCGCCGUGCGCGCGCUCCAGAGCAUGCAGUCGGUGCUGCUCGUCGAGCAGGUCGAUGACACCAACGUCGUCACCGUGGCCGAUCGCAACGCGGCCAAGUACGCGCGCGAUCACACGGUCAUUGCAAUCCAUGACGGGACGUUCCAUUGGCAUCGCGACGCGCCAAGUGUCUUGAGCAAGGUCCGGCUGCGCGUCACGCGUGGGGACUUUGUCGUCGUCCACGGUGCGCGUGGCACGUCGUCGCUCUGCGCUGCGAUUCUUGGCGAGAUGCACAAGGCAUCGGGCACGGUGUUUCUCGGUGGCUCGAUCGCGUACGUGGCCCAAACACCGUGGGUCCAGCGCCUUCUCAGCAUUCGCGAAAACAUUCUCUUUGGCAAGGCGUACGACCGGGCCAAGUACCAGCGCGUCAUCGACGCGUGCGCGCUCAAUAUGGACUUCCUAACCUUCCCGCUCGGCGACCGCACCGAGCCCGUGCUGCAAGGGCCGAGCGCCAAGACGGUCGUGCUCACGCCAGCCCAAGAGGCGCGCAUCAGCCUCGCCCGCGCGUGCUACAGCGACGCAGAUAUCUACCUCGUCGACCAUGUUCUCGCGGCCAUGGACGCCAACGUGGCAGGCCACAUCUUUCGGCACUGCUUUCUCGGUGUCCUGUUGCACAAGACGCUCCUUCUCGUCUCGAACGACUCCGAGAUCGUAGGCUCCAAAUACAUUGACGCGACCAUCUGCGUCGCCGACGAUGGCAGCGUCACGACCGCGCUCAACACUGCGCGUGAAAAGCUACCCAAGUCACCGAUCCGGCGCAAGAAGGGCCCGAAAGACCACGCGAAUUUGGACGUUGUGUCGUCGCCGCCGCUUCCGACGCCGCUGCGGCGCGUGCCGUCGGGUCCCAUGGCAUCGCCACCGCUGCUCGUGCCACAAGUCGAGCUGACGCCGAUGGCCGCCACGUCCGCGGCCUACGUGUUUACGCCAAAGGAGAAACGCGUCGCGUUCAUUGAUGAAGCGACGCAGGUGCAACGUAGCCUUGUGCUUUUCAUUGACGACGACGGACUGCGGAGCCCCCACCGGCGCGUGCCAUCGUCUGUCGUCGGCGCGUACUUGAAUUGGCGUCACGGAUGCGGUGUGGCACUUGUCGUAUGCAUACUGCUUGCGCAGCUCUUCCGCGUCGCCAGUGACCUCUGGCUCACCCAAGUGGCCUUCCCUUUGGACGGCACGGACACGUGGCUGUCGCAGCAGCUGUAUACGUUGGGCAUCGGCGGGCGCGAGCUACCCGUGGUUGUCUACUGUGGGCUUUUGCUGACGAGUGUGUGCUGCAUAAGCGCACAAGCCUACCUCGUCCUCGUGCUGGCGCGCAAUGCUGCCACACGCCUCUUUCGGCAUCUUCUGCAUCGCGCCUUGCGGGCGCCACUGGCGUUCUUUGACAGCUACCCGCUUCGCCGCCUUUUAAAUCGGUUCCGGGACGACAUGUACAUUUGUGAUGUCCACAUGCUGUAUGCGCUGGCCCCGAUCCUCGUGUUCGCAUCGACGCUGUGCGCGACGCUGUUGGCAGCGAUCGCGUUGCUCCAAGUGCUCGGCAUUCUCCUCCUGCCAUGGACCAUUGCGCUCUGGCAAAUUGCACGCGACGCCAUCUUACCGGUGCGCGAGCUCCAGCGACUUUUACAGCAAACACAAGCGCCCUUGAGCACGCUCGUCGCCGCCUGCGUCGAAGGCAGCGUCACGAUCCGCGCGUACGGCAACAAGCAACUCCUGCGCUUCUACCACCUCCACCACGAGAAGAUCGAGGCGUUUGCCCAAGCCCGCUUUGCGACGAUUGUGAUUCAUGCGCGGACGUCGUUGCAAUUGCAGCUCGUCGCGGCCGGGCUGCAAGCGACACUGCUGCUUGGCGCCGUGAGCGUCCGCGGCGAGUACGCGCCGUCCGUCAUCGGCCUCCUCAUCACGUACAGCCUCGCGCUGCCCGUGCACUUGGACUGCAUCGUGCAUAUGCUUGCUGCCGUCGAGACGUGGAUGGGCGCGCCCGAGCGGCUCCUUCUCGCGGCGCAGGUCGAGCAAGAGCAGGUGGCACGUGAGGCGAGGACGACCUUUUGGUUCCCCAACGGCCGCAUCACGUUCGACCACGUCGCCCUCUCGUACAAGCCCAACGACCCCGCCGUUCUCAACCACGUCUCGCUCGUAAUUGCUGGCGGCGAAACGAUCGCGUUUCUUGGGCGUCCCGGCGCUGGCAAGUCGUGCAUGGCGUUCGCCCUCUUCCGCCUGUAUGCGCUCGUCGACGGCCGCGUCUCCAUCGACGACGUCGACGUGGGCGAUGUGGACAUCACGUCGCUGCGGCAGUCGAUGGCGAUCGUGCCCCAAUAUCCGACGUGGCUGCAUGCAACAGUGCGCGGGUUCCUCGACCCCGACAGCGUGUACCUGGACCACACAAUGAUCUGGACCGCCCUGGACCGCGUCGCGUUGGCAGGCGCAGUUCAAAGCAUUGGCCUCAAUACGCCGAUCGAUGGCGACCAUGUCUUCUCGCUCGGCGAAAGGCAACUGCUCUGCCUCGCACGCGCCAUCUUGCGCCAGGCCAAGAUCCUCGUUGUCGACGAGGCGUCGCCAGAGAUCGAGGCCACGCUCCAGAGAAUGCUCGCCGAGAGCUUUGCUAGCGCCACAGUUCUCGUCAUGACGCAGCACAUGGAGGCGGCGCGGCGCUACGACCGCGUCGUGCUCAUGGACAGCGGGGACGUCGUCGGUGUCGGUCCGCCGACCGACGUGCUUCCUGUCCCACAACCGGCGACGUGA